Molecule: messenger RNA, 8029 nt
Organism: Portunus trituberculatus (swimming crab)
Lineage: Eukaryota; Metazoa; Arthropoda; Malacostraca; Decapoda; Portunidae
Product: cyclin-dependent kinase 4-like
Exons: 9
Coding region: 657-2174 (505 amino acids)
Biological process (GO): regulation of gene expression; regulation of G2/M transition of mitotic cell cycle; protein phosphorylation
Cellular component (GO): cyclin-dependent protein kinase holoenzyme complex; nucleus; cytoplasm
Molecular function (GO): cyclin binding; ATP binding; cyclin-dependent protein serine/threonine kinase activity
Source: RefSeq, a predicted model, not a curated record
CACACACACACACACACACACAGCCAGACCACGUGUAGUAAUCUGCGAGGGCUCAGUAGUUUGUCUACCGUGUGUGUGGGAGGUUGUGUCGCUCUUCUCUCUCCGCUCCCCAGCCACCGCGUCCACCUCCCGGUCUCUAUCUUACUUCCACCGCCCCUUACCACUCGUCCACCCCUCCACCCACACCCACCACGGCCCUUACUCCCCUGUGGUGGUGUGGAAAAGUGGAAAAGUCAAGCAGGCGUGUGGAAAAAGGACCUGCUUGUGUUGUUUUUUUCCCUCCCUCUUUCCGUUCCUUCGGUUCCCACCCUGGUGUCUUCCUUCCUUCCCUCCCAAUCCGUCCUUCCUUCCCGCCCGCGUGUGUGCCCCGCGUGUCCUUCCCGAAACUCGACGCGACUGAUCCAACGACAAAACGACCUCAUUACGUCGCCACCUGCCCUUAAUUACCUUCGUCAGGUGGUGAUGGUGACAACACAAGCAGGCGGCUACAGGUGGUGACGGAGGUGCACUAGGCGGGUCCCACUCACACCCACGCCCUCCACCACCCUACACCCCACCACGCCCAUCACCUCCACUGAUCCUCACGCCCCUCCGUGCCACGUUACGCCCUCUGCGGCUAUUAUACGCCCGCGAUCCGCCCAUAACAGCCCACGGUAAUGACCAUGGCAAGUUCCAGCGGCAGUGGCCCAGGGGAAACGGGCGGUGGGCAAGCGGGCGGCGACUCCCCAGCUUCCACGCCGCCCGCCGCCCUCGCCCCGGAGCCCCUGCACCCGCCCACAGCCGCUACCGCCGCCGCUGCCGCCGCCACAGGGCCGCCAGUGAGUCCCCUUGAUGACCGAGUGAGGGUGACUGACAAAUAUCAAGAAAUUCGUGUCAUUGGCAACGGGGCGUACGGGACUGUCUACUUCGCCAAGGACAGAGGUAACCAGGAGCGCGUGGUGGCCCUGAAGAAGAUCCGCAUCACACUGACGGAGGACGGCGUUCCAGUGAGCGCCGUCAGGGAAAUCUCUCUCCUGAAGCAGCUGGAAAGAUUCGAACACCCCAACAUCGUCAGGUUGCUUGAUGUGUGCCAGGGUCAGGUGGAGCACGAGCGGCGGCUGAACCUGGUGCUGGUGCUGGAGUACGUCAACCAGGACCUCUCGCAUUACCUCAAUGGAUGCCCCUCCCCCGGGCUCGACCAGGCGAGAAUCAAGAGCCUGAUACACCAGAUCCUGUGCGGCGUGGACUUCCUACACAGCAACCGCGUCAUCCAUCGAGACCUGAAGCCACAGAACAUCCUGGUUGACGGGAACGGUCGCGUUAAGAUCACCGACUUCGGCCUCGCUCGAAUAUAUGACUUCAACAUGAGGUUAACGACUAUGGUGGUGACGCUGUGGUACCGUGCCCCCGAGAUUCUGCUCAGCACCAGCUACGCCACUCCUGUCGAUGUGUGGUCCUGCGGCUGCAUCUUCGCCGAGCUCUUCCGACGCAGACCGAUGUUUGAGGGGCACACGGAGGGCGACCAGCUACAGAGAAUAUUCUACGUGAUCGGGACACCCCACGAGAGAGACUGGCCCAGGGACGUGUCACUCUCCCGCAACAACUUCAGCAACCACAUAGCCAAGCCCGUGAGGGACGUGGUGCCAGAGAUCACAGAUGACGGCUCAGAUCUCCUCGAGAAAAUGUUGAGAUUUGUGCCGAGCCGUCGUAUCUCUGCUGUGGAGGCACUGCGCCACCCUUACUUCCGGGAGCUGAACACACCGCCGCGCAUGAUGGCCACCAGCAACCGAUCCACGCUCACACAGCAAGUCCUCAGCCCCGCGCCCCUCGCCACCAGCAGCCCCACCACCGCAGGCCACCACCACCACCAUCACCACCACCCUCGACAGGCCAACCCGUCCUCCACCACAACCACCACCACCACCACCACCUUCAGCAACGCCUCGGUACUGGCGCAGGUCAACACCAAUGACGAGAACAACCCCAAUGCAGUGAACAGUGCCAACACCAAUGCCAUGAUAACCAGAGCGCCUGAGCCCAAGGUUGCCGAGCGUGCCAUUACCACCGCCACCACCUCCACCAACACCGACUCCAGCACCACGGUGUCCCCCGCCCCACAGCCCGUCACCAAUACCACAGCCCCGUCAACCUCCCCCCCCACCCCCGCCGGCGGCAACACCUCCUCCAGCAAGUAGCUCACCACACCGGUUAAUGUGUGUGGUUGGGGGGGAGGGGGGUGUAACCAUGGGACAGACUGAAGUAUGAGUGAAAGUGAGAGUGAUAAUAAUAGGGUGUCUGUGCCGGGGGGGGGAUAUACGGGGGUCAUAAGGCGGCGUUACACAGCAACCGCCACAGGGAAGGGAGAGUGUUCCUGGGCCGUGCAGGGUAUCAUGAAAUCUCAGAAAACGUGCACCAGCAAGGACUUGACACAAGGCUUCUGGGUGUGUCGUUCGUGUAUUAUAUAGCGGGAAAUAAGUCAUCAAGGUGAAUCUUUUGCUAUCAAGAGUUCCCGUGUCUCACCUGUGCCUUGGCGGUGCCUGGGUGCCAGGCGGCAGGUGGCACCGGCCAGUUGGCGUUGUGCUCCAUGUAAUGCUUCACACAAAGUUCCUCACCGUAGUUUUGCUUCUCCCUUCAACAGAUGAAACAUGCCAGAGCACUUCCUUAGUUAAUAAAGCAGCACAUGUAAUGCAUUCAUUAACUAUUUUAUACAGUAUAGAUAAUAAUAAUAGUCUCCCACGAGCAUUCCUUGUCAACAUUCCUGGGAAGAAGAUGAUUUUAGUAGUAUUUUUUUGGUGUAUUACAAACUGAUGCUGGAGACCAGACACAUUGUAAUAUUUGUUUGUCGAGGCUCAGCACAGUACUGUACCCUUAGCUGUUGGCGUGUGCAGUCUUGAGGGCGAGUAGUGUGGGAAGUGGGUAGUAGAAGGCUGAGGAGGAAAUGGUUCAUCAUGUGGCCAAGUAGUAUAUACAUGUUGUUAAUCUGGCUGAAUGACAUGGUGCCUAUAAUGAACUAACAAGUGUAUGCAAGCACAAGGAGCUUCUUUAGUAUUAAUACUGAUAAUGUGUUAAUUGUUAAGCUGAAGUCCCUCUGUAUUUAUUGGUACUUAUGUGUGAGAGUGAGAGAGUAGCCUUUACGGGAUUGAUAAUAAUAGUGAAUGUUUUCAUUCCAUGACAAGAAAGGAAAGCAUGAGAAGAAAAUCAAGUUGUCAUGCAUUGUUAUGGGAUGAUGCAGGACGUGUAAGCUUGUUGAGAAAAUCUAGUGAUAAGAAAUUGAGGAUGUAACACCAAGAAGUAGCGACAAGACCGCUAGUGUUGCCAGCGUUGUCUCAGUCGCUGCAUGUGUGCAAGUAUAUCAGGGAAGUCUGCCGUCGCUGCCUCCAAGUAACGUGUGUAGUUAAUUUAGCUUCUUUUCAUCCCCAUGAGCUCAGCGAUCCCUAACUAGCUAUUUAUUAGUGUGGUGUUAAUUGUUCUGUUCCAAAAUCACAACAGAAUGUACCAUGUUUCAGCCGGGCAGUUCAAGGUCACACAGCCAUUGCUUCACUACUGGAGCAUUGGUCAUGUAAAACUGUAUUUCAUAUGUGUUGCAAUGUAUGUGCAUGCAGUGUCUCUUGAGCAAUAAUUGUCUUGCAGUUUAGUUCACUGGUCUGACUGUAAAUACUAUCUUUCCAGCCAUUCAGUUAAGUUUUCAUGUGAUUCUGUCAUCCAAUGUCCUAACUUGAGAUUUGCUUAUUUCAGGCUAUUUUGUUAUUAUUCUCCAUAAAUAGUCAUCUUUUGAGUGUCAGUCACCGGUGCAAUUUUUUUUCUUGAUAUGUUUUGCUCAAGAAACUUGUGUAUCAGACAUGAAUUGGCUCUUAUUGCAGACAAUCCUUUUGUCUGAUUUUGUCACUUUUUUUUUAUUCUUGCAUCUUUGCCCUCUUUAGUGUGACCUAGGUGCUGUGUUGCUGUGGGGAUGACAGACACCCCACAGCCUGGCAUGGAACACUGGUUUGCUCGACACCUAAUGAAUAGAGUUGCUGCCGGCUGCAGUUUCCGGGUCGGUCGUAAAUAGUCCCACUUUCCUCAGUCAUUACGGACUAAGUGCAAGUUUCAUUUGGAUUAGAGACUGCAAUGAAAGUCCAUCUUCCUGGAUCAACGCUCUCCAGAGUUAAUCGACGAAGGUGGAUUUUUGUUGAAUUUUUUUCUUUUAUUUAUUCCAGUUAUGAAUAUGUAGGAUAUUUUAUUUAUCAUGGUGUGUGUGAUGUGUGGUGUUAAGUGAUCAGUAUAUAAAAAAAAAAGCAAACAAGAAAGACAGACCAUUAAUAUUUUGCUAUAAACUGGCCAGCCAAAAGUUGGUCAACUCUCGUCACCUAAACUUUUCAUUUGGCUAUAGUAUUGAUGACAAAAAUGAGUAGGACGUGUACAGUGUACACUAUGGCUUAUGCAUUUGUUGUAUGCUCUCACAGUAGAUGGUGAUGUAGCCAAUGCUGGGUAGUUCUUAUAAUAUUCAGACCAAUUUAAUUUUUGAGUGGUAUACAUAAUCCUUUUUGUGACAUGCAUCUCUGUGUCUCAUUCUCUUGAAGUUGAAAAAUAUUCAUUCUCUAUUGCUUCAUUACACCAAGUUAAAAUGUCAGCUUUUGUCCUGCAUGGGAAGCAUUGUUGUGUGUCUUAGCAGUGCUUCAGGCAUAUUUAAGUGUCUGCUACUGACCUCAAACAGAUCCUUUAUGUAUGCUGAACUUCCUACACUCUGAAUUGCACCCUUAGAGUAGAUUCCUCUCCCACUGCCAUAGACUGCAUAUCUUAAUAUUAGGAGCACAGCCAUGCAUUUCUUCAGAGUAUUAUUGAUGCAGCCACCAGCAAGUGGGAUUACCAGCCACCAGAGUUUCUGCUGCAGUCACCACCACAUUCUAGUACCUUGUGUUCACCUAAUGUGUACUUGUUUUUGCUUCCUAGUAAAAUUAUUAAUGUAGUUGAGCAAGCAUUAACAGCCAAUAACACUUAUGUUAGUGAAGUGAUUAACAGGAGCCCUUUAUGUUAUUGUAUUGACCUACUUAUACCUGCUGUAAACAAGACAAAUGCUUAUGAUAAUGGGUACUAUACUCAUUUAUAUUCAUUGAUAAUAGUAAACCUGUACAGCUUUCCUUAAGGGUAAAGCUUAAAACUCUAACCAUGGAUUAUAUUGAUUAUUUGAUUAAUUGAUGAUGCAUGGUAGUGGAUUAUGAUGUUUUACAAAAUGAUUUAUUAUCAAUCUAUAGUUUAUACAUACAAACAGCAUUUCCACUCGCAUUUAUCAUUGUAUGUAGUGAAAAGCUCAACAGAACAAAACAUGUAAGGGUUUGUACUGGGUAGAACAUUUGUUAUGUGUGGCUUGUGGAUUUCACUGUUGUACUAUGAGCAGAUACACAGCUGUGCACACAAGACUGUGGCUCAAGAGUGUGUGAAGCCACAAGUUACUGUUUGGUACAAAGUAUUGUUCACCUGCUAAGGGUGCACAUCAUUUAAGGGUCCAAACCUUGUGAUACACUUUUAGAAUGGAGCAAUGAACUCCCUUGAUUCCAUAGUAGAGAUUGUGGCUGUAACAUGAUGGCUGUUCUAUAGGUUUUGGAACUUUGUUCCUCUUGUGGUAGUGUAACUCGGCAGCCUCGCAUGAAUACACAGUGCCACGGCACUAAGCUACCGAGGGUCAGAGAAGUCACAAUCCUUGACCAGUAGCAGGUGCACAACUGUCUUCUUGUCCUCCACCCAGGACGCAUCAGUCCUGUGGGGACACGGUGACCUCAACGGCAGUGUUGGUCCCCGGGUGGCUGGCACGGAAGCCUGGAGUGCCGGGUGAGUUGUGCCAACUGGUGGCGCAGGAUCACGUUGGCCUGGAUGGGCUACCCAGCGACAGUUUUCCAUUGUUGAAGUUUUCGUGUCACAGAAGGAAGACUUCACACUUUUUUCCAGGGAAUUUAAAGAUGAAGAAAGAAAGAUAUGUAUAUUUUUCCAGUUCAAAACUCUACAAGAAUUUUUUAUGUGUGGACAGUAUAGAUAUGUGGCAUGUAGUGAAGGAAUUUAAUCUGCCACAAGAUGUUUUUAAUAUUUUAUUAUUAUUGAUUUUAUUUUAUUGAUCAUCUGAAGAAUGUAGUGAAAACUACUUCUUAGUCACACUGGAAAGAAAAAUUUUUAGAGACACAAGUGAGUGUCACAGUGCAUUUACAAAUCUGAGAUCUGUCAUUGUCUCCCCUGUGGCCAGUGUUGCCACGGGGGAGACACAGAUGAACAGUCUGCCUCCCUCUGUUUGCUCCAUGUUUUAUAUUUAUGUUCCUUUUCUCCCUCUCCUGUACUCUGCAUUGAGAUUUAUCACUUACCUUUCACAGAAGACGUAAUCUCAUCUUCUGGUCUUCCAUUUCUCAUUUCAUCCAAGGUUUCAUUAUUCCAUGAAAGAAUUACUAUUUUACUAAUAUUUGUUCAAACUAAAUUUCUAUAGAUAUAUUUUUUCAUAUUAUAUAGAGGACUUGUGUGAAACUAAUGGGCUUUCCUCAAUAAUCUUCACUGCUAACCAAACAAUGACAGGACGUGCGGGGCCCUGGAUGCCGUGCUGCUGCUGUCAUCAGGAGUUCUGCCGCACGGCUAGCCUGGGCCAUGCUCCCCACACAUGGGCAUUUAUGCAAAUCUAUGUAUUUUUAUUUUGGUACAAUAUAAUCUCAUGCCCAUUCCUUGCACUGUAACUAACAUGUACAAAAAGGUGCCACAUUGUGUUUGACAUUGUAACACUAAAUAUUUUGACUAUUUCAACAAAGACAUCAUUUUGUAGUACUACAUAUUACACAUUGUAACUUUUUUUUUUAUCUAUUUAUCUUUUUUUAAUGAGUGUGUGUGUGUGUGUGUGUGUGUCUGUGUGGUUUGGGAGGGUUUGUCCUUCACUUCCUGGUAUCACACUAUGUAAUAAUCAAUUCUUACACUGUGGUUUCCUAUUUCACCCUAAUCUGUGAUCACCAUUAAAGUAGCCUACUAGCUUACAAUGCAGCCACUGCUGUCAGUAUUACAUACUCUGUAUCUUGUAUGUCAUCUGCCAGUCACACUAUGCCAUUUAUAGUGGCCAUGUAACUUCCUUAGUCUCUUAUUUCUCUCUACAGUAAUAUUUCUACAACCAUUUAAUGAUAUCUUCACUCCAGUCUGUGACUAAACGAUUCCUAUGCCUUUUGUUGAGGCCUUUUUAAGCAAACAGUUUCCCUUUAACCUUGAUGACCUCCCAGCAACCACAAGAGUCCAUAACUUCACCCAACACAUCAAGACGAUUAAGGUGCCUUCCAUCGCAUUUAGUGUCGUAAAUCGAUUUUUCCUGGCAAAGUGGCCGUGCCUGUGUGCCGCUCUCCUCGAAACUAACUACGUCUAGGUGUAUUCUUGCCAGUGCUUGGUGAGAGUAAGGUUUAUGAAUUAGUGUUCCAACGUAAACUAGUAGUACAAGUAGUAGUGCCUAUUUGAUAUGAAUGUCUGUCACGUCAUUUUAUUUUUACGAUUUGAUUCCUCUGAUGAUGAUGAUGAUAAGUGAGAUGUGUUUUGUGUAUAUAUAUAUAUUUUUUUUAUGAGAAUGUGAAGUGAAUUUCAUCCAGCAUUUAUUUAUAUGUAUACAUCACUCUUGCAUGUGUACUGCAGCGAUGUACACUCCUAGAAACACAAGCAUGCACGUGGAAAUUUCAACACGAAUUGGUUUAUUUGACAGACUGAUUCUGCAUGACCCUCAAAAAAUCUUUCUUAAAUAGUUGUCCUGGAGAGCCUUCCCUUGCCACACCACCACCACCAGCAUUGCCUUCAGGUCAGGAGGGGGAAGCUGCGUCCUGGCUUGAUGCUUAGCUGUGUGUGUGGUGAGGUGAGGUGAGGACUCCAACCCACCAACCACAUAAUGUAACUUUGUAUCAUCAGAAACAGCUGUAGGUACAGUAAGCCUUCUCCUACUUUACUGAGCAUGGUUAAGAAAUACUCCUUAAAGUCACAAUGCAUAUCUACACUAUCUGAUGACCUUACCAUAAGUCUCAGAUAUGUAUUUUUUAUUUAUACAUUAAUGUAGCAAUAAAAUAAAUCUAAAAAAUCA